UCUAAAUCAGUUAUCCUGAUAAACAAUGCAUUAACCCGAGCAAAUACUAAAACCAAUUUUAUCCAAUUCACAACACUACGUCCAAUUACGUGAAAUAAGAAUUCUUAUCCUAUUGUAGUUCGGUGAAGUUACGUGAGUUAAACUUAUAAAAGUAUUCGGAUUCAUGAAACUCUAUAUAUACCGGAUGCCCAACGAACAGACGAAACAUAAUUUUAUUCCUCCAUUCAUAUACAGAGAUCAGAGAAAAAAUCAUAAAUUUAAUCGUAGGGUGAAGAGAAGAAAAGAAGUGAAAACAUGACUGAAUUACAGAACGAAGUAGUAGAUUGUGAAAGUCAGCAAGAAGUAUCGGAUUAUGCAAAGAGUAUCAAUGAUUGGCUUCCCGUGACAUCGAGCCGGAAAGCAAAGUGGUGGUAUUCUGCUAUUCAUAACAUCACUUGUAUGGUUGGGGCUGGUAUUCUUGGUCUUCCAUAUGCCAUGUCUCAACUUGGAUGGGGUCCUGGUGUGACAGUAUUAGUAUUAUCAUGGGCAAUAACAUUUUAUACACUAUGGCAAAUGGUGGAAAUGCACGAGAUUGUUCCAGGAAAAAGGUUCGAUAGAUAUCAUGAGUUGGGUCAAUAUGCUUUCGGUGAAAAAUUGGGGCUAUGGAUUAUAGUGCCACAACAAUUAAUGGUGCAGGCAGGUUGUGACAUCGUUUAUAUGGUGACCGGAGGAAGAUCAUUGAUGAAAUUCUAUAACAUUGUUUCGCCGAAUGGAACACCCAUUAAGCUUUCCUACUUCAUCAUGAUAUUCGCUUCUGUACAGUUCUUUCUAUCCAACCUACCCAACUUUAACUCUAUUACUACAGUCUCUUGUGCUGCUGCUGUUAUGUCCCUAAGCUAUUCAGCAAUUGCUUGGAUAGCUUCAGCGAUCAAGGGAGUAGAACCAGAUGUUUCAUAUGGAAAUAGAUUCUCAACAACACCAGGGCAAACGUUCGGGUUUUUGAGCGGCUUAGGAACUAUGGCAUUUGCUUUUUCAGGCCACAAUGUUGUGUUAGAAAUCCAAGCCACAAUCCCAUCUACUCCUGAAAAACCAUCCAAAAAACCAAUGUGGAAAGGAGCUUUUGUUGCAUACAUAGUUGUGGCAAUAUGUUAUUUUUCAGUAGCUUUUGUGGGCUACCUUGUGUUUGGUAACACGGUUGAUGAUAACAUUCUAAUCUCACUAGAGAAGCCGGAUUGGCUGAUUGCUGCUGCCAAUCUAUUUGUUGUUAUUCAUGUUAUCGGAAGUUAUCAGGUCUUCGCAAUGCCGGUUUUUGACAUGCUUGAAUCUUUCCUAGUGUUGAAACGGAAAUUCAAACCUAGUAGGACUCUUCGCAUUGUAACCCGUUCUUCCUAUGUUGCGCUUACCAUGUUUAUCGGGAUAGCAUUCCCGUUCUUUGGCUCACUUCUCAGCGUGUUGGGGGGAGUUGCUUUCGCACCCACAUCCUAUUACAUACCUUGUAUAAUAUGGCUCAUUAUAUGCAAACCCAAGAAAUACAGUUUGUCUUGGUUCUGUAAUUGGUUUUGCAUUAUAUUUGGGGUAGCGCUAACAAUUUUGGCACCAAUCGGAGCUAUAAGGGAGCUUAUAAUUGAGGCCAAGAGCUACAAAUUUUUCUCAUAGUCACUUAUUAUAUUAGAUUUGUAGUGUUAGAUUUUUUGAUUCAGCAAUUUACAUACUAUACUUUUGAUUCAUAGUCACUUUACUUUUUUUGAUUCAGCUAUGAACCCUGCCACUUCUAAUGG
This is a messenger RNA of Beta vulgaris subsp. vulgaris (sugar beet), 1757 nucleotides long. RefSeq names its product lysine histidine transporter 1. Gene Ontology annotation, cellular component: plasma membrane. The record is from RefSeq and is a predicted model, not a curated record. Lineage: Eukaryota; Viridiplantae; Streptophyta; Magnoliopsida; Caryophyllales; Amaranthaceae.